Callorhinchus milii (elephant shark) is the source of this 1902-nucleotide messenger RNA. Its product is annotated as carabin-like. Lineage: Eukaryota; Metazoa; Chordata; Chondrichthyes; Chimaeriformes; Callorhinchidae. The record is from RefSeq and is a predicted model, not a curated record. The transcript has 15 exons. The annotation marks the transcript as partial.
AGGAAGAGGAAGAGGAGGAACGUGGGAGGUCCGAGUGGCGGCAGAUUCGAAUUUGCCCUUUGAGUCGCUGUUUGGCGUCAGUUCAGCAACGACCGAUUUGCCAUCGUCAGGAGUUGGUUCCUGUGGGCGCUCUCACUCGGGAAGAAGAUCUUCUGACAGGUGGAAACAGGAGCAUCGCAGCCACGACUACAGUUACCCAAGGAUAAGUGCUUCAAAAAUAGAAGCAUGGAAAGAACUACUUUGCAACUGGGAUGAAGCUAGUACAUCUUGCACAAAUAAGAUUCGUGUUCUCCUGGAAGAAGGUGUCCCUCUCCAACUGCGCUGCUUUGUGUGGAAAUGUUUACUGGGCAGUGACCUGUGUAAAGAAACCAAUGCCAUGACUUAUCAGGACUAUGUGUACGAGAUUCGCAAUCAGCUGGAUGAUCUCGGUGUGAACGGGUAUGGAGUCCGUCAGGCUAUUUCUGCUCUGUGUAAUGCUGACUAUCAGAGAGGGAAAACACAAAGCAGAGUUCAACUCCAUCUACAGAAUCUGGAGUCUGACCAAAACCCAAAGGUUCACAUUGACGUCUUGAGACAGAUUGUUCUGGAUGUUGAAAGAUCCUUUCCCACUCACUGCUCUCUGAUGGGUGAAAAUCCUGAAGCUAAAGAGGGACAAGCAAAGCUUUUCAGGAUCCUGUCAGCAUAUGCCAAGCACAAUCCCCAAAUCGGCUACUGCCAAGGGAUGUCCUACAUAGCUGCCAUGCUGCUAAUCAACAUGCCAGAAGAGGAUGCUUUUUGGGCUCUGGUGGUCCUGCUGGAGAAGCCGAAGUAUCUUGCUGGAUUUUAUGAACACUCUCUGGAUACAAUUCAGAGGCACGCCAAGAUCUUUCAACAACUGCUCAAGCAUCGUAUGCCUAAACUCUGGCAGCACAUGGAACAUUUGGAGGUGGCACCAUUGCUGUUUAUAACCACUUGGUUUCUGACACUCUUUACAUCCUUGCCUUGCUGGGAUUCAGUCCUGGCUGUGUGGGACUUCAUCAUUCUCGAUGGUAUUAUUGUAAUAUACAACACUGGGCUGUGUAUCCUGAAGUUGUUGGAGCCCAGGCUACUGGUUAUGGCAGAUGUAUCCCCGCUCCUUCCCACAUUACUCCGGAUCCCUAUCGACAUCUCCCGGUAUAAUGUUCUGGUGCCAGCCUUGUGGAAGAGCAAAGUGCACAAAUGGGAACUGGAUUGCAUGCAGAGUGUUGUUCUUGAAGAGGAGGAAGAACGAUUCUUUUCAGGAAAGCACAUGAGGCAAGUGUCCAACACACAGAAGGCAGCAGGAGGCAACAGGAAGAAUGCAAUGAAGGAAAAGGGAAUGCCUGGAGAGAGAUCAAUGCCAAAAGCAGUAACAGGAGCCAAACAACAGGACACAUUUAGGAAUACACUUGCCAAGAUGCUGAACACAGCACGGUGCUACCUUCAAGACUUGGGCCACUUACCCAAAAGCCCUGAACAAAACCUGUCCCCUGACAGAAGCCAGACUGCUCAUAGCUUUUCAACACAAAGUUCAUUGGCCAUCAACAGCAAAGGACAGGCAAGAAUCAGAAGAAACUCUCCGAACAGUUUUAAAGGGAUGAGAAAUAAAGCCAAACUCCAAGUAGUAAAACGGUUGAGGCGAGACACCAUUCAGUCAACCGUGGAUUUGGAUAAGGAUGUGGGAGAUAGCUGCCAAAGUUCUAAUUCUAAGCACACACAGACCAAGCCGGGGAGGAAAGAAGACAACAAAAGGGAAGUUCAACACUGUAAAUCAAUGACUCCAAGACUUCUUCAAGAUGAGACUCCACAUCCAUCGGCGAGAGUGUAUCCAGCUAAGAAUGCAAGGUGUGAACCAGCAGCUGCACGACAUGACUCACCUUCUGGUUCAUCGCCCCUUCAGGCCAG